Molecule: messenger RNA, 2894 nt
Organism: Scophthalmus maximus (turbot)
Lineage: Eukaryota; Metazoa; Chordata; Actinopteri; Pleuronectiformes; Scophthalmidae
Product: cytokine receptor common subunit gamma
Exons: 8
Coding region: 93-1145 (350 amino acids)
Molecular function (GO): protein binding
Source: RefSeq, a predicted model, not a curated record
AGCAAAGGCAGACAUGGAACAUGCGACACGUCGAUACUCAGAUGUAGAAGUAGACCUGCGUUGAAGCUGUGAAUAUCCUGUUUCUCUGUGCCAUGUUGCUGACUAGACUGAUUGUUCUUCUCUUUCUGACUGGACACGUAUUUGCCAAAGAACCACCUGAUGUGGAGUGUUUGGUGGUGCAUCUGAAAUAUGUUAACUGCAACUGGAAUAAGCCGCGGAUCCCAAAUGUCAAUUACACCUUCGCCAGCUGGUUCCAUCAUGACAAGAAAGCCAGUGACUGCACCACCUAUGUGUCAGAGAACAGCACUGUCACUGGAUGUAGCCAACCCUAUGACAACCUGAUUUCCCAAAGGUUUUUGACAUUUUACACCCUGCUGACACAUGGCAACGAGACUUUUGAGAGGGAUCAUAACCUGAAACAGAGAGUCCAGUUAUAUCCACCAAGCCACCUGACUGUCAAGAAUGGAUCUGACUUUAACCUGUGGUUUUACUGGAACCAGACUGCUUUAAAUUGUGUGGAGAGUGAAGUUCGCUUCAGGACCAACAACAAGAAGUGGGAUACGUCUCUUGUCUCUAAUGGGAGGCAGAGUUACUGCAUCAACUUGCCUUCCAGCAGUGCCCAGUAUGAGCUGCAAGUGCGAAGCAUGUUGGGGAGCAACUGCGGAGAGUCUUUAUUCUGGAGUAACUGGAGUGAGCCUGCAGUCUGGGGAGCCAACAACAGCAUAGACGCCAAUCGAAUAAAUGUUUCAGCGUCUGUGUGGACUCCAUUUCUAUAUGUGGUGGGUGGUGUCACCCUCAUCCUGCUGGUCAUAAUGUUGCUGUACCAUGAAAGGCUCCGAAUCAUCCCAAUCCAUCCCAAGCCGUCCCUGGUCCUUUCCGACAUCGAGGAUUGGCUUCAAUUCUCCAAAGGCCUGAAAGGGAAUUUUAAGGAUAACUACAAUGAGCACGCCUGUCCUGUCCGCGAGUACUGCCAUGUCUCCCAGACCGACAGCGAGAGCUCUGAUGGCUCCACCUUCUCUGUCACCACCGAUCAAACCGACUUCUCCGUCUCCAUGCCUGUGAGCAAAUCAGAAGACCUGUCCACCUCCUUCUCCUCUUCCACCUCCGCCGUCUCAACUCAGGAGGAGCAGCAGAUCGCUGUUUAAGAGGCCUCAGGGUUGGUCACAACUUUACAGUCAGGAAAUUCUUAUUCUGACAGAAACCAGUCUCCUGCAAGAGUGCAAGGAUCUGAAAAAGAAAAAAUGAUGAUUGAUCUCAUAGUUCCCCAUGUAGGAACAUCUUUCAGAUAUCAUCUUGAAGCACUUAAAAGCGAUCAUUUAAAUUAAAAGCAGAUAGUGUUUAAAGAUACCAACCACUGGAUGCUGCAGUUACACAUAAAAGAAAAAUAACAAAUCUAAAUCUCCUUAAAAUGCCGGAUUUUAUUAGUUUAUUUUAUAUUAAUCAAAGGUUUAUUAUGAGAUGUUGGUUGUGUGCUGACUGAAAAUAAAGAUUUACGUGAGGAGAGUUCAAAUCACUUGCAUGGAACUGUUUUGCAGACAGUUGAAGAUAUUUACUCAUGCACUGUAAAUAAAGGAAUAUAAUGUAAUACAAAUAACCAUUUAAGGUAUAGAUUUAGGUGCUUAUGAAGAAAAUAACAGCCUGUCCAACAUGUUUCAUAUAAACUGCUAUCAGUCCAAAACCCCGCUUCACUAUAUGUUGAUAACAGAGAAUGUAACUUCAGCAAAAGAGACGCAGGCUUGAGGAGAAGACAUAUUAAAACUUCUCUCUGAAAAUCAAUAUGAGAAAAGCAGCACUUAUCAUGUUAUGAAAUAAAUAAACCACUGAACUCAUUCCUUCAUUGUUACGUCAGUCAGGUAAUCUUUCUUUGUAAGCAACUUUGAAGUUCUUCUCCCGAAAUUGAAUUUGAUGCGUUUUGAUAUAUGUAGUGAUAUAUGUGUAGUUUUCAUAUGUUUAGCUGUUUGUAUGACAUUAGCAUCAAAAUGUAUAACCAGCUAUACAGUAUAGACCCUUUUUUUAAAUCUCGUAUGUGACCUUGAAUCUCACUGAGCUUGAGACUGUACGAGGGCAAUUCACUCGCAAAAUUGUUUGCUCAAGACACUUUUCUUUGUUCUGUUAAUUUCAUGCCAAGUUGGAUCAUGACAAAAUAUGAUAUUCAAAAUAUUUUUGACAAAAUACCUGGUUGUGGUACUGGUAAUAUCGGUAAUGUUGGUUCGUGUUAGGUGUGUGCAGUGAACGGUGAACAAAUAAAUAAUAAAACUAGAUUUAAAAAAUACACAGAGUAGGAAAAAAACAUUUACUAUUAAUUCACUUAGCAAGUCGAAUUAGCAAUACUUUCUAACAAGGCACCUCAUAAAGGGUUUCUAAAUAAAUUAUUGGAUGUGUUAAUAUUUAGAGAUAAUUUACUAAUUGUUCCAAAAAAAACCCUAUGAUGUUUGAAAGUCUAUAUAAACACUUUGGCUGGUGUUUAUUUUUUCCAAAUUGUUUUGCUUUAUGAACAUUUAUAUCUGCAGACAAAGUGAGUGAUCAAUAUUUUAGAAAACAUGGCAACCCAAAACCAUACCUUCUUAGGCUACCAACAACAGCUCUAUAGCGCAUUAUUAUGCAUUAAUGAAGUGUAUAAAGGUGCCUCAUUAGAAAGUGACACCACGUUGCAAUAUCCAGAGGAUCACGUUGACAUCACCAAUACAUCCCAUUCCUUAAGCCUAUCAUGCUCCUGUAACUUUGAAUGUUAUCUCUCAAAAAAUGUAAUGUUCUUUUUAAGAAUUAUUUGAUUGGAUGUUGUUGCUGUUGCAAGCCACUUGUGUUUGUAUUGUUUAUUUACUGACAUAUUCCUGCGUGUAUUUUCCUCGCGUGCUUUUUUCUUAAAUAAAUAUACCUGUGUAUUUCCAUCAAAA